AAGGGCGCCCUCUGUCAAAUUGGCUGGUGACAAAAUGUAAACAUGGCCACGGCAAGCGGUGAAGCUGGAAGCAGUGCGAAAGUUGUCAAGAAAAGAAGGCCUGGAAACACGAAUGUUCUGGAAUGCAGCGUGUGUGAGGACGUCUUCAGCCUGCAGGGCGAGAAGGUCCCCCGCCUUCUCCUCUGUGGCCACACCCUCUGCCACGAGUGCCUGACACGCCUCUCCCCCCACGGCCGCACCCUCCUCUGCCCCUUUGACCGCCAGCCAACCGAGCUGGGCGACUCCGGGGUAUGGGGGCUGAAGAAGAACUUUGCCCUGCUGGAGCUGCUGGAGAGACUACAGCUGGCCCGGGACGGACCGUGCGGGGCCGUAGUGUGGCCGGACAGCAGGCAGUCCUCAGGGUUGAAGAACCUGAUCCCCUGUGACGAGAACGAGGACCACAUCGCGUCUAUCUACUGCACCGUCUGCAGCACCCACCUGUGCGGCGAGUGCGCCCGUGCCACCCACUCCACUCGCACCCUGGCCAAGCACAAGCGCAUCCCUCUGUCAGAGAAACCCCGUGAGCGGCCUAGCUGCCCCCACCACCAGCCGCACCUGGUGGAGUUUGUGUGCAAGGAGGCCGGGUGCCAGGCUAACCCCCUCAUGUGCUUUGUGUGCAAAGAGUACGGCACCCACAGGGGUCACAAGCACGCUCUACUCCAGCAGGAGGCGGAGGGGCGUCGCAGCGCCAUCAUUGAGGUGGCCCAGCGGGUGCGACCCUUCACAGAGGAGGUGUCGGAGGUGGGGCGGCGGCUGUCGGAGGUGAUCCAGCAGAUUGAAGGAGGUGUGCAGGUGGUGGAAGACCUGGAUGGAAUCGCCGAGCCCAGACACAUCCCCGGCACGGCCCAAAUGUCGCGAGCCAAGGUCCACCACUACUUCCAGGAGCUGCACGAGACGCUUCAGCACCAGGAGGAGGUGGCAAUGAACGUGGUGGACGCCCACGUGAGGGAGAAGCUGUACCUGCUCCGACAGCAGCAGGAGAACCUGGCUGUCAUGCUGACCACCAUCAACAGCAUGUGUGUGGAGUGUGAGCGCUGUGUGCAGCAGGACGAUGCCAGGGUGAUCGGUGCCCAGCAGCAGUUGACCGCCUUGCAGGAGACGCUGCAGAGCCAGCAGCAGCAGUUUGGCGACCUGCAAGAGCACCUGCAGCUGGACGCCAGCAUCCCAGUCACGUUCACCAAGGAUAACAGGGUACACAUUGGUCCCAAGAUGGAGAUGAGAGUGGUGGUCCUGGGGUUGGACAAUGCCGGCAAAACAACCAUUCUCUUCAAACUGAAGCAGAACGAAUUCAUCCAAACCAUACCCACCAUCGGUUUCAAUGUGGAAACAGUCGAGUAUAAGAAUGUGAAGUUCACCAUUUGGGACGUCGGGGGAGACACCAAACUGAGACCGUUGUGGAAACACUACUACUUCAACACGCAGGCUCUCCUGUUUGUGAUUGACUCGACGGACACAGAGAGACUGGACGAGGUCUCUGACGAGUUGGCGGCGCUCAUGUCGGAGAAACAGCUCAAGGAUUCGCUGCUCCUCAUCUUUGCCAACAAACAAGAUAACCCGCAAGCUCUCAGCGUCGACACCAUCUCUGAGCGUCUUGGCCUGCACAAGCUCUGCUGUGGCCGCAACUGGUGCAUUCAGCCUAGCGACGCCCAGACCGGAGCCGGGCUGCUGGAGGGGCUGGACUGGUUGUCCCGGCAACUGAUCGCUGCCGGGGUCGUUGACCUUGCCUGAAAUAGCUUUUCAUUAUUUGUUUUGAUUGAUUUGUAAAAUUCCACGUUUCUAUGCAUUACGUACAUUGAGCUUUCAGUGACUUGGCUUUUAUGGAUAAAGUGUAACUUUGAAAUGUGAGGUCUCUUAGAAUUGCCGUUCAUAAUAGUUGUAUCAAAAGUUGAACACUAAGCUAAAGAUCUUGAAUGCAGCUGUUCCACAUCUUGUACUGAGUAACUAUCUCAGUACAGUGGCUGCAUAAAAUAGUUAUAAUAUUGCUUACCAACUUUGGUGGGGGGGCCACUGCACAUGACCAGUGAUGGUGUUGCCAAGGUCACCAGAUUCGUCCACUCAAAAGUUGGGUUUGGGAUGUUUGUAUAUACAUGACAUGGAAGUCUCUACUAGUCUCAUACUGCAGGCAGAAGCAAAUAAGCCCCAUGUAAGAGGUUGUUCAGAAAGGCCUUGGAUUGUUGGUGAAUGACCUUGUGCAGUGAUGCCAACACCAGCCUGUUGAACCAUCAGAACGCACGUAAGGGAACCCUUUGUACUCACACCCUCUCUGAGAGUGUGGAUGAGAACAUCACAGGUGCAAAGCCUCCGUGAGGCAGCUACCUGCUGUGAUAACCUCUGGCCCCUAAGGUCACCCACAGGGAAGGAAGGGUUGCCAUGGUGCAUUGCAACCCAUGAAAUCAUAGAUGUCCCCUUCAGAUCAGGUCUCCAGUCUAAUUUGACUGUGUCCCAAUGUAGCAGCUGUGGCUGGAAAUAACACACAACGCAUAUGCUGUUCACGGCCACAGCCAGUUUAUCUGAGCACAGCCAUAGUCAAGAAGCUUCCAUCAGUGGAUGUCCUUUCAACACAAGAGGGCUGUAGCAUAUGCAAAGCAAAUGAAGUUAUUUCCCCUAUCCACACCGAGCGUGUUUUUACAUGACAGAGAUGGCCUAUGAUGGAAACUCAGUGCGCUUACAUGGCCCUUUGUUGGGGCGUGUUUGGUGUGAGAUGCACUGAGGAGGCACAACCAAUUUCUGUUGGAAUAGACGUCUUAACUUUCAAGUUGAGGCGUCUUAACUUUCAAGUUGAGGCGUCUGCGAUUGGCAUGUGCGGUCUUUGCACCAGGCGUGUGCAGGAGAUUGUUCAGAAAACUUCCCAUCAGGCCGUAUCUUCUUUGCCGUUGAGGGUGCACUUCAACCCGAGGCUGAUUGCUCGGAGACAACUUAAGCUGACACAGCCAACUUUAUUGGUGGGGGGGCUUUCCUCAGCCCCUCCCAUUUACAAUCUUAACUGCCAUCUUCUGCAUAUAAUCUUUAUAGUCUCUUUUUAAUAUUUUUAUUGAACAUAAUUAUGGUGUCACUGAAAGUGCACCUGUUCGUGCUAUUUAUUCCUUAACAGAUUUGUUUUCUGUAUAUGGUGAUCAUCUCUAUUAAUUUAUCAAAUUUAUUGCAGAAUCCUGAACAAUUGGAUAACUGAUCUUAAAAUUUCAGUUUUAAGUGGGUGGUAAAGGCUUGAUCAAUGUUAACAUUUCCUGUAAGCUGUGUCGAUAUAUGUAAGAAAAGCAGCACAAGAAUAAGAUAUUAUACCACAACAGUAUGGCUUCUUGCCUUGUUUGAUGAUAUUGAAAUAUGAAAUCAAAGGAGAUCUUGUGGUGCGAUUAACAUGUGCAUCCUGGUUUGAGAUUAAUAAUUAUAAUAACUAUUACCAACAUUUAAAGCCCUCCUGUCUGUCAAUAAAUCACAGAGCUUACAAAUUGUCCUUAAUCGCUGACCAUGUUGACUCCAACAGCGGAAAUUGGUCAUGAAACAUAACAGUGAUAAGGUUGUACAUUACAUUUCCUCUAGCAUAUAUCACUUGUACUUGAAGCUGACAAAGAUUCAAGUUUAUCAGUUCGAUGUCAUAGAAUAGAAACGUAACUGUCACGCCACAAAGACAUCUCUAGAACUUACGGAUACGGAAGAUUUAUCUGAAUUAUAUUUGAACAUUUACAGCUGUUGUGCAUUAUUGUUUAAUGGAGGAAAUUCUUUUUUUUUUUCUCAUUUAUUUCAUUCAUUAGUUACAACUUAAUCAGUUGUACACUUGUAGCAGACGUACCUUACCUUAGUUUCAGGGAUCUUGUUGAAACAGGUUGAAGUGGAUACGAAGCUGUUUUGUAGGCAUGCAUAGGUACUUUUUUUGUCGGACUGAAAAAUAUUUUGAAGCAUUCGGCAACAAGUUGUGUUAAUACAUUAUUUGUUACUUGUACAGUCAUUUGCAAAAGUUUAGGACCACCCGUAGAAAAUGCAUUGACCUGAAGGAAAAAAACAAACUUAAACCAA
Molecule: messenger RNA, 4050 nt
Organism: Acanthaster planci (crown-of-thorns starfish)
Lineage: Eukaryota; Metazoa; Echinodermata; Asteroidea; Valvatida; Acanthasteridae
Gene: trim23
Product: tripartite motif containing 23
Molecular function (GO): GTPase activity; zinc ion binding; GTP binding
Source: RefSeq, a predicted model, not a curated record